Molecule: messenger RNA, 2689 nt
Organism: Cyprinus carpio (common carp)
Lineage: Eukaryota; Metazoa; Chordata; Actinopteri; Cypriniformes; Cyprinidae
Product: polymeric immunoglobulin receptor-like
Exons: 7
Coding region: 1650-2681 (343 amino acids)
Source: RefSeq, a predicted model, not a curated record
CUAGCUCCACUCAACACUCAGGUGUUUGUUGUUGUUUAUUUUUUUUUGCAAUUAUGCCAAAGAACCCUUUUUGGUUCCCCAAAUAACCUUUCAGUGAACUGUUCUUGGUGCCAUGGAUCUUAAAGGUUCUUCAUGCAACCAUCAAGGCCAGUAAAAAAACUUUAUUUUUAAAAGAGUAUAGAAUCUGGUCACAAGUGCAGUGAAAUUUUAAUGCACACAGUGACUCCUAAAAUUAUUUACACACUUCAGUGACACUUAAAAAUGCAUUUCAUUAGAUAUAAAAUUCUUUAUAUAUAAAAAAAAAACAAAUACCAUUUAUUGUAAAGAAAAGCAGCAAAAGUACUUUCAAAAGUACACUCAAAAUAAGAAGUAUUGCAUAACUUUGCUCUUGUUUGUGAUUAGUGGAACAUGUUCACAGUGAACUUGAUGAACCACCCUUGUGUACGCUCAUAAAUGUGAAAGAAAUUCAUAAUUGUGAGGAAAAACUCUAGUAGCACUUGUUUGCACGUGACACUUGAUCUGCUCUCUCUGUUUACUCUCAGACGUUUAUCAGUUUACUAUAGUUAGUCAUUUUGUCACACCUCCGUGAAAUUACAGAUAAGAGUCUGUUGAUAAACUUAGAAAACACAAGAGAGGAGCAUCUGCUGCAAAUGUACAAGAAAACAACUCAACUGGACACUUUUUUUUACACCACAGCGGGGGUUUUCGGUGUUGUUCACACACAACACACCCUUGCACCCACAAGCAUCUAGAAACGUCUGAUGCAUAAAAACACAGGAAGAAAAAGGAACCACUUACAGAAUUAUGAAUUUUACUCACUGCAGCUGUUAUUCUAUUUAUUCUUUCUAACUGCACUGUGUUUGUUCAGAGAUGCCUCAUCUGGAGCAGAAGGACCAUGUGAAAUAAAAGCGUGUUUAGGUGCCAUACCAGUUAUGAGACUGAGAUAUUAAUAUAGGCUGAAUGAAUCAUGUGCCUUGUUCAUUUCAUGUCUGUUGUACAGUUCAUCAUCUGUGUGUUUGUGUUUGUUAUAUACAGUUUUAAGUCUUUUCAUUUAUCAAGUGUUUUAUAUUCAAAGUGAUAAUCAUACAGGGACACUAACCCAAAUAAUCUCCUUCAGCUAGUCAGUUGUUUGACUAGACUCUAAUUAUUUACUUUGUAUACCACACGUUUAAGUUUGCUGCCCUCUGCUGUUAAAGCAUUAACAAUGCAGUUUAAACCUUCACUUGUUCUCUGGUUUGACUCAAUUACUAUUGGGUAACAGUUUGUUAACAGUGGCAUCAUGACUUAUGAGAAAAUAUAUAAAAACUGAUUUCAAGCCACAUAUUGAUGCAAGCAUCUAUUUAUUUUUCUGCUCUUUUGACAAUUUAUUUUCUGUAAAUGUGUGCUAAUUUGUGUGGCAGAAGCUUUCAGACCUGCACAGGAGAUAAAAGACAGGAAGAUGCUCAUGGUCAGUAUCUUUGGUUUAACUCCACUGUGAGUCAUUGACAGCAGGAUUGUAUUUCAUCACAGUGUGUCAGAAGAAUUUAGUAAAGAGGAAAGGGAAGAGGCGGAGCUGCUUGUUUUAUUAAAAAAAACUCUUUAGGGGCACAGGAUAGAGACACAAAAGCAGGCACAACGGAAGAACUCACAACGUCCCUGACUGCCCAAGAAUGUACAGAUUCACAGGAGUGAGAGUUUAUUCAUUAGUGAUGAUCUGCCUGAUUAAAGGUCACAUGGGUGAUGCUGCUGACCCUGUGCCUGCCAUUACAGGAGGAAGUGUCAUCAUCAACUGUGUGUAUAAUCGUGAAAAUGCGAAAACCAGUGCAAAAAGCUUUUGCAAAAAGUUGGGCAGUAAUUGUACAACCAUGACAGAAGUAAAGAAUGAUUUAUGGAUCCCAGAGGAGAGAUUCUCUAUGACUGAUAAUACAACUCUGGGUCUGAUUAGUGUGCUCAUUAGAAACCUGACUGUAAAUGACAGUGGGACAUACAGAUGUAAAGAUGGCAGCGAAUGGUUUCAGGAGGUCAAACUCAACGUGGAACAAGAGUGGUGUUGUGGGACAUCAGAGGAACACACUGCGUAUAUAUUAGGAACUGCUGUCAUCCACUGUAAAUAUCCUGAGAAAUAUAAAGAUCAUCUCAAGCAAUUAUAUAAAGUGCAGAAUGGAUCAUUAGUGUCUAUUCAUAUAUUUGGAAGUUCGACCACCAAUGAGAGAUUUUCUCUGAGUGUAAAAGAACAGGAGCAUGUCCUCACUGUGACUAUUGCUAAUGUGAGUAGACAUGAUGAUGGGGUGUAUUUCUGUGGAAUAUACAGCAACCUUAUCUACAUUCCCCUUUUCACAGAGAUUCAUCUUCAUGUUUCAGAUGCUUCAGUCCAGUCUGAUCUCUACGUCAUCAUUAUGGUGAAUAUGUGUUUGAUUCUGUUAUUAGCUGGAGGACUGAGUUUGUUGUUGCUCAAGCGGAAAUGUAAAAAGACACAAGGUUCAGUCUCAUCAGAUCAGAGGAGCACAAGAGACGAUGAUGAGGUGGCCUCAUCUGCUUAUUAUGCAACGAUCCCAGACUCUGGAAACACAACAUUACACCCGUCUGUUCAGAAGCCCAUUGGUUUAAACACGGUUUAUGACACGGCCCAUUUACCCACAAACCCCUCUGACAGUGAUUUCUACACACUGGCUGAACAACCUCAAAAUAUGACAUGUUUGUGAUUCAGUAU